Molecule: messenger RNA, 1649 nt
Organism: Schistocerca americana (American grasshopper)
Lineage: Eukaryota; Metazoa; Arthropoda; Insecta; Orthoptera; Acrididae
Gene: Dcps
Product: m7GpppX diphosphatase
Exons: 2
Coding region: 362-1510 (382 amino acids)
Biological process (GO): protein monoubiquitination; proteasome-mediated ubiquitin-dependent protein catabolic process; protein polyubiquitination
Cellular component (GO): cytosol; ubiquitin ligase complex; P-body
Molecular function (GO): hydrolase activity; ubiquitin protein ligase activity; ubiquitin conjugating enzyme binding
Source: RefSeq, a predicted model, not a curated record
CAGUGCUGGGCUGCAGGUGAAAUGUAAGUGCCUAUUGGCCACUGCCCAAGCACAUCGUAUCCACGACAGAAAGGAACGACCUUUUCUUCAUGAUUGAAUUCAUACAACACGGAGAGACUUGGCAAAGACAGGUAUAUAUGCUGAGAAAUCCCAUCUUCUGGGUGAAGUUGUGAGUAAUAUAGAAUUGAUGUCAGACUACUAUCAGAAGGCCACAAUACCAUUUGCCAUAAAAGAAAGUGACAGCCUGUUUCAGAAGUAUGAAGAGAAGAAACUGUUAAAGAGAACUGCUGAGUAACUCACUCACUCCCUUUGUGUUUGUGUGUGUGUGUGUGUGUGUGUGUGUGUGUGUGUGUGUGUGGAAAUGUUAACAAGGUGCAUUAUUGUUGAGGUUAGGGACCAUUUGAGAGCUUGUAAUGUAUAUAUUUUAUUAAAAGAAAAAAUUCAGAAGAGUGAUAUUUUCCAAGUUAGUGUGAAGGCAUCACUAAUAUUAUUGACAAAGAUUGCUGAUAAAACUACAGUUUCACAAAAAAUAAAAGUAACCACAUGUUCUCUCAUUCCUUGCAGUCUGUCAAAUUUAAAUAUGCACAGCAAUUAUGUUUGCUUUAGACUGCUAACUGAACCAAACAAUGCUGUUUCAGGUUCAUUUGCUUCAGAAGUGUUACCACUUGUAAAUUUACAUUGCAAAAAUAAUGAGUUUGUUUUCAUUCCAAUGUUGCAGAAAGGAAAGUCUUAUGAUAUUCAUUGCAAGUGUUGCUCUAAUAUGGUAUCAGUGUCAUCUGUAACUUUCCAAAGAUUUCUGCCGUUGCCUAGUGGUUUCUUGGAAUUUGAAGAUUAUUUUUGUCAUGCUCAUGGUCAGCAGAAUAAUCUCCAGUCCGCACCCUUGUGUAAAUCGUGUGACUGCUUGUAUGGUUCUUAUUAUUUCUUAAUUAAGCCACAUUUACUUAAAGUCAGUAGUGCAAGUGUAAUUAAAUGUGAUCGUUGUCUGUCUUGGAUAGGUACUCUUAACAAAGAUUUUGCAAAACUCUGGAGUUGCACUGUGUCAUUUGGUGCCGUGACAACGACAUCACAACCCCUAGAAGACUUCCUUAAUGUAAUGAAAGAAUCUCUUGAAGGCAUGCCUGCCUCUGCUGGUAAAGUUUUAAUUGAGUGUGUUGUGUCAGAUAGUAAUACACACUACAUUCUCCUGUGGGCAUUAGACAAAUUCCUUAAUGUACAUUGUAAUUUGAAUGGAAAAUGUUCUGCUGUUAGUGAAUCAGUUACUAAUAGUACUGUGACUAUUGUAGCAGAAACAAGUCUGCAGACCAUGCAUACUAUGAAAGUUUUGUAUAAAUAUCAGGAGUGUGCUUCAGAUUGUGUAGGGCUAUGGCAGAAUGACAAGAAUGUACAUACUGUUGAUGUAGCAAAGCAAAUGUUCAUUGCUGGUUUACAGCAUCUAAUGAAACAAACAGAAUACAUUCCAGAACCUUACAAGAUUGUUGAGGAUUUCUUUGUUGCAUAUAUUGAAUUGUAGAUGCAGUUUACUUCCAACAGUGAUGAAAAUAUAAUUACUUUAAAUGCUCUUUUAAUUUCAGCAUGACAGUGUUGUGUGAUAACAGCCAGACUGUUUGUUGCGAUCUUAAUGUAAUAAAACCGAAUUUUUUGCUCAUGUA